AUGAAGUUCACCGGCAUCCUGCAGGUCUUCCUUCUCUUUGCUCUUCUUUCUUUGGGUCUCGGUGCUAGCCUCCCCGCUGGUUUUUCUCUCCGUAUAGCCCGCGAUGGUGACUACACGGUCGGCAAGAUGGGCUUCAAGGGUGAGAUCGGUGGCCACUAUUUCGAACUGAAUGGUACUCUCCAAGACGUCGUUGCUCAAGCCCAAAAGCUCCACCCCGGUCUUCAACACAACUGGACUGCUCCCGAUCUCAGCAAGGGUCCUCUUCCCGAUGGAAAGAGCCUGGAAGCUCGUCAAGGCACACCCAUCGGUCGUUUCUGCUGGCCCGUUGCCGGACAACCCUGGGGCGCUGUCUACCACACUGAUCUCUCGGCCGCCAUCGAUGCUCUGCGCUCUGUCUUCUGGAACCUCUGUACCUUCCCUCCUAAUGCCUGUGCCCCGCUCUCCUGCACCGCCAACACCCAGCUUUCGGUCUGCAACGAUAAUCCAUGGUCCAUUGCGGUGAAUUGCGGAAAUACCCUCAGUGAAAUGGCUCUCGAGAUUAAUCAGAACUGCAACACCUGGAAUGGCUUGACGGGUGGUCAACAAUUCAAUUCGAUGAACUACAAUCUCGUUGUUGAAUAUCGCGGAGGCUGCUAG
This is a messenger RNA of Hyaloscypha bicolor E, 636 nucleotides long. RefSeq lists its product as uncharacterized. Bases 1 to 636 code for a protein of 211 amino acids. Lineage: Eukaryota; Fungi; Ascomycota; Leotiomycetes; Helotiales; Hyaloscyphaceae. The record is from RefSeq and is a predicted model, not a curated record. The transcript is spliced from 5 exons.